Molecule: messenger RNA, 810 nt
Organism: Saxophila tyrrhenica
Lineage: Eukaryota; Fungi; Ascomycota; Dothideomycetes; Mycosphaerellales; Extremaceae
Exons: 2
Coding region: 1-810 (269 amino acids)
Source: RefSeq, a predicted model, not a curated record
AUGGCCUACAUCUACAAUAACCCUCCGCCGCACUAUGGUCCCACAACCGACAUCCACCUCAAACCCAUCCCCUACGCGCAAACCAGCACCCUCAGCCUCGGCUCCAACACCUCCUACUACAAACCCAUCGUCCCCUCCCCCUCCCACUCAGACCUCGACCUCCAAGACGCCAAACUCAAACACCGCAUCCGUCUCCUGCGCAUCGUCUCCCGCGCCCUUGCCACCGUCCUCUCCGCCGCCACCGUCGCUCCCCUCGCCAUAACGCUAGUGAAAUUCUUCCAAACGAAAGACACCUACAUGACCGUCGACGGCGAGUCCCGCACCGCCUGGGCCAGCGGCACGAUAGCUUGGUACACGUACAUGUACUUUGGCAUCUCGCUCGUCUCCUUCCUUCUCAACGCCGGGAUAAUGAUCUCGUAUAUCCGCGGCGUGAAGCAGGCGAACGCCACAGCCAAAUACGCGGGAUACUGGUCCGCGUUGAUUCUAGGAGCGCAUGUGGUGGUGUGGGCGAUUUCGGUGGCGGUGUAUCGGUAUGGGAAGGAGCCGGUGGAGGGCAAAUUUGUGGAUCUUUGGGGCUGGACGUGCUCGGAGGCCGCGAAUGAGAUUCAGGAGCAGGUGACUGAUAUUGAUUUUCAGCAGUAUUGUUCGAUACAGACGACGUCGUUUUUUACUGGGAUAGCGAAUACGGUUGCUGGUUUGCUGAGCGCGGUGAUAUAUCUGUUCGCCAUCAUGCGGAUGCGGUCGAAGAAGAGGGCGCAGCAGUAUGGGAUGAGUGCGGAUCCGGCGAGGGAACCUCUGCGUCAGUAUUGA